AAUAAUUGAAGGGUACAGAGGAAAAACGAUCAAAGUCCACUUUUUAUCGAAAUUGAUCUAAUGCUAUCUCGUGGUAUUUUCAAAGAACUUUUAUAAUUCUUAUCUGUUUUGAUCAAGAACAGUUACAAGUCAUUCGAAAUAAGUCCGAAAGAUGUACCACGCUAGGGAAAAACGAUCCUAAUUCACGCGCUUGUGAAGAACCAUCAGAGUCAGACGUAAACACUAACAAGGAGAACUUGGGGGCUGCGGAAUUCGGUCUUACAACAAUGGUAUAUACGAAGCUAAAAUAUUUUUUUGUUAGUAAUUCUUGAAUAGCUGGCGAAUAGCCAAUAAUAUUUUAGGUACACACUCAGGGAAUCUCUUACAAACUGUUAACGUAUGAUUCAUAUCUGCGUUUCGCAGCCCGUAAGUUCUCUUUGUAAGUAAAUACACUAUGCAUUCCGAUAUUCACUGCCAGUAUUUUUUUUUCAAUAGUUUCCUAAAAUAUCUGAUGUCUUGAAACUUAAAAAUGCGUUUUUCUCGAAAUUAUCCCGGAGGGACAUUGAUCGGUUUUCCCCUGUACCCUUCAACUGUAAUAGAAUAAGUAAUUAAUAAAAUAAUGUACAACAAUAAAAAAUGUGUGUUUAUGUUUGUUUAAACAGAUAUCUGAGGAUCAGACUAAACACAAGAUGAUCACUCGUGAAGCAUUUGCCAUAUUGGCUAUUGCUCUGGGCAGCGUUUCCACUUUACAUUGCCCAACAAAUCAGUCAUGCAACUGUGCUCCGAGUGUCGAUGGAGGAAUCGAGAUAAACUGUAUAACGAAGAAUGACUCCUCGUUUCUCGUGAACAUUCAACAAGGCCAAUUUAUAAAAAUCGUAUGCAUUAAUUCUCCGGAAUGGUCAGAUUUCCACUUGGACGUGUCGUCCUUGCCGGAAUUUAAGACUAUCAAAACGAUGUUCUUCUCCAGGUGUGAUUUACCGACUAACAACAGUUUAGGCAAAAUCACGCAAACGAUAGGAAUCACCGGCGUGGAAAAAUUGGUCUUUCAAUCGUACAAGAAUUUGAGCUUCGCCCUGGUCAAGCAUCAUUUGGAUGACUUCGAAAAUUUGAAGUCACUGUCCUUAACGAGCAACAAUGUGUCCUAUGCAGAUAAAGAUCUAUUAGCUGGUCUAGUCAACUUAACGAACCUCAACUUGCGCGACAACAAUUUACACCAAGUUACAGGAUUUUUCAACUACACCCCCGGACUGCAGUUGCUCGAAUUGGGUGACAAUGCUCUGCAAUCGAUAGAACCAGGCACAUUCGACAAUCUGAAAAAUCUGACGUUUCUCAACUUAUGGAAAAAUCAUUUAACCGAGCCUCGAUCGGGAAUUUUCGACGAGCUCGUCGCUCUCAAGAGCCUCGAUCUCAAUAUGAAUUACAUGGUCAAGUUACCGGAAGACAUCUUCGCGAAGCUCGAAAACCUCGAGGUUCUCAACUUAUCUCGAAACAAUUUCACAAAUUUACCGAAGAAUCUGUUACAAAAUAACACGAAACUACGCAAUUUCACUCUGUUUGACAACAAGCGAAAUAUGACAACCUUGCCAGAUGCAUUUUUCGCUAAUUUAACGAAACUGGAGAUGUUGAAAUUGAAAAGGAACGGAUUUGUCACGCUACCGGAAGAUCUCUUCUGGGGAUGUACUUCGCUAAUUAAUAUCAAUUUGGAACGAAACUAUCUUCGAACCUUACCUAGAUACAUAUUCCGGGAUUUGAAGGGACUCAAAAUUUUG
Temnothorax curvispinosus is the source of this 1748-nucleotide messenger RNA. Its product is annotated as protein toll-like. The annotation marks the transcript as partial. Lineage: Eukaryota; Metazoa; Arthropoda; Insecta; Hymenoptera; Formicidae. Gene Ontology annotation, molecular function: protein binding. Gene Ontology annotation, cellular component: extracellular matrix. The transcript has 2 exons. The record is from RefSeq and is a predicted model, not a curated record.